GUGAUGAGGAGGGGUCUGGCUCUCCUCGGCCUGGCCUUCCUGUGGCUGCUCCCGUCUGGGCGUCCUCAGCAGACGGCGGAAGACGCCUGUUCCCUGCACAUCCUCGUCCCGGGCCUCAAAGGGGAUGCCGGACAGAAGGGGGACAAAGGUGCACCCGGACGGCCCGGAAGAGUCGGCCCCACGGGAGAGAAAGGAGACAUGGGUGACAAAGGACAGAAGGGCAGUGUGGGUCGCCAUGGAAAAAUUGGUCCCAUUGGUUCUAAAGGUGAAAAAGGAGAUUCUGGUGACAUAGGGCCCCCCGGCCCUAAUGGAGAACCAGGUCCCCAGGCGGUGGCAGCCAUCUAG
Puma concolor (puma) is the source of this 345-nucleotide messenger RNA. The record is from RefSeq and is a predicted model, not a curated record. NCBI's taxonomy places the organism in Eukaryota, Metazoa, Chordata, Mammalia, Carnivora, Felidae.